AUGUGUUUUAUGGCAGCUAUAGAACACAGCAACAUACAUAAACGCAUUUCACUUAAAAUGUUGAUAAUUUUUGGAUGUUCCCACUACAGGUUAAGUUUCCUUUUCUUUUUUACGACAAUGAUAGUGUCGAUGUGGUGUUAUAGCAUAACUGCAUGUGCGCUAAUGAUUCCAUUGGUCAAAGCUAUUCUUAUUGAAUUGGAAAAGCUAGGAAUCGUGGAGCCCUAUGAAAAUACAAACAGGCCAAGCAACGGGAAUUUUGUGCCUAGCGACAUUGUCACUUUUUAUUAUCUUGGAGUUGCUUAUUCAUCAUCAAUAGGUGCAAUGGCAACGGUCAUUGGAAAUGAAACGAAUCAAAUAUUUAAAGCAUACUGUGAGAAGAUAUUCCCCCUAGGUCCGAGGAUGGAGUUCCCUCACUUCAUGCUCCUCACCCUUCCCGGGGUGCUCAUGUUACAGGCCUUUCUCUAUUUCUGGAUGAAUUUCUAUUUCCUGGGAAUGUUCAGAAUUCAAAACAGAUCCGUAGCUUCGACAUACAUGUCUGAAGAAGAGGCCCAAUAUGUUCAGACAUUGCUAACCGCCCAGUACCAGAAAAUGGGCAGAGUAUCACCCCAUGAAAUGAUUUUAUCUCUUGCGCUGAUGUCUACUCUGGGCUUACAAGCUGUAUCUACUUUUGUGUUUCAAAACGAUAAGGGCUUAAUUGUUUUCAAGUUAACGUCACCUUCAAUUGUUGCCGUCGCUUUUUUGUUUAUUAUUCCAAUCAAUUUGGAUAUAGCUAGAAUAUUUCGAAGACCCAGUGCUUCAUCUGCCACAUCCGAGCAAUUUACAAGCAGACAAUGUAAGACAUGCCUCACUUGGUCUAUUGUCAAAGACAGUGUGCAGUGGAGUGUACUUUUUGUUAUUGUAAGCACUGACGCAAUAUUCGAAGCACUUAAAGAGAGUCAUAUGAUCGAUGAAUUGGAGACGUUCCUACUUCUGUUUAAAGGCCCGACUUCCUUACUUAUCUUCGUUACUAUUAUAAUGUUUAAAAUAUUGACCGAAUUUGUGAGCAGUUCUUGUUUGGUGUACUGCGCAAUGCCUCACAUAGCUAGAGUGAGUGUAACACUAAAAAUUAACCCUCACUAUUUAAUGUCGAGUGCAGUACUGGCUAGUUGCCUCCCAUUCCAUCUUAUCGCUGGAACACCAGCCAAUGCACUGGUUGUUGCGUAUGGUAACAUUCCCCGUAAGAAAAUGAUGCUGGCAGGCACUGGUUUAUCAGUAAUCGGGAUUCUGGUGGUCUGGUUCACAGUUACUGUCUGGUCCAGAGCUAUUUGGCCCGAUAUAAAUAUGUAUCCAGAAUGGGCGAACAUUCACCAAUUUAUCAACAAUUAAAAUGAAAUAUUAUGUAUUA
Zerene cesonia (dogface butterfly) is the source of this 1384-nucleotide messenger RNA. RefSeq names its product protein I'm not dead yet-like. Lineage: Eukaryota; Metazoa; Arthropoda; Insecta; Lepidoptera; Pieridae. The coding region runs from base 1 to 1365 and encodes 454 amino acids. Gene Ontology annotation, molecular function: succinate transmembrane transporter activity; citrate transmembrane transporter activity. The transcript is spliced from 13 exons. Gene Ontology annotation, biological process: monoatomic anion transmembrane transport; citrate transport. The record is from RefSeq and is a predicted model, not a curated record. Gene Ontology annotation, cellular component: membrane.